AUGUGUGCACUCUUUGCAGCGCGCAUUGGCAAGCCCAAAGGAAGUCGAAAUCGCAAGACGCUGGCUCGUCUGCAAGAAGCAGCCUCUCAUGCGGCGACAAGUCAAGCGAGCUCUCCCACGCCCUCGUUUUCUGUUACACCCUCUCCUUACAGUGUUUCGCCUCAUUCUCUUCCUACGGUGCCUGAAUGGAUCAACUCAGAGUAUCCGUUUCCGUCAACUCAGCCGGAUUCUUACACGUCUUACGCCUGGAUGCCACCACAAUCAAUACCAACGCCCCCGGAGAGCAUUGAUAUGACUUUAAAACCAAUAGCAGCGCAUGAUCAUACAUUCAACAGAAUAUCGCAAUCCAGCGAGUUUCAUCUCCAUAGUCCGCAGCUGUCAAGAUCUGCAAACACGACGAAUACAGAUUUUUCCAUAACAACUCACGAGACGACCAGCUAUCCAGUAUCCUGGCAAUCCGCUACUUGUGACUGUUUCCACUGGCAGGUUUUGAAUCUAACUUCGCUCCACAUGCCGAGCACGUUCGAUGAAUCCUUACAGUGCAUUGCCGCUACACUUGCCGCUUGCCAGCGAACAGUGGAAUGCCAAUCAUGCGAGAAGAACUCAUCCAUUGUUCUUUUCCUGAUCACAUCAUUGCAAAUGGUGCUCGACCGACUUGGUGCCCUGCUCUCUAAGGAACUAAAAGCAACGGCAUCAGCUCCAUCAUCAUCAUCAUCAUCAUCAUCCUUUUCCUCGGCGUCAGAAUCAGUCAUGGUACAAUACCCGCAAGCUGAGCAGCAGAAUGUUAUGCGCUUGCUGCAGCUUCGCCACAUGCUAUUCAAGACCCAGAAUGCGCUCAAGGAUAUCCGAGAAGCCAUUUUAAUGCCUCGACAGAGUCCCUCAAGUGACUCUGGAUUGUUUUCAUUCAUAGGAGUCAUACCGGGUGCUUCAGGCUACCCAGAUUGUCUUCACCAAGUGCUCGAUAAGAUCCAGGCAGGAUUAGACGUUCUUCUUAGCACUAUAAGUUCGCAUCACGCUUAG
This is a messenger RNA of Talaromyces atroroseus, 1020 nucleotides long. RefSeq lists its product as hypothetical. The record is from RefSeq and is a predicted model, not a curated record. The coding region runs from base 1 to 1020 and encodes 339 amino acids. Lineage: Eukaryota; Fungi; Ascomycota; Eurotiomycetes; Eurotiales; Trichocomaceae. The transcript is spliced from 3 exons.